AGAAUACUUGAUCAUCUUUGGGCGAUUCUAGUGGUGUAUAUGUGUAUAUUUUUAAAAAUUCAUUGAGAAAUUGGAUGUUGACGCCAGAAGGUUCUUGGGGAGGUGUACGAAGCGGCUCGGGACGGAUGCUGCUUUCGCCUCAAAGCCGGUUGGUAUCCAGAGGAAGAGAGAAAAAGGCAAAGAAACAGUGGAAUGAGGAUCACAGAUGGAUAUCUGUGGCGAGAGAUGUUUAUGACAGCUGGAGGAAAAUGAAGUGUAUGUGUGUGUAUUCGUCAGACACGGCCUUCGCUCAACAUCUCUUGUCCUUGGAGAUGCGACGAAGAGCGGGGUAAGUCACUUCAGUUUUAUCCAUUUAACAUAAUAUCUUUUCUCCCCCCUUAGUUUAUACACGUAUCAUAAACAUAUUUCUCUCCCUCUAGUUUGCUUGGGAUUGUGGCGUCCAAAAGUGGAGUGCGUGGCCGUGGAACCAAAGAAGCGUAGUUACUAAAACAUGGAACGACCUAAAACCACCUAAAACCAUCUACAACCACCUAAAACCACCUACAACCAGCUCAAAAAAUUCAACAACCACCUACAACCAUCUACAACCACCUCAAAAACAUCUACAACCACUCGCAAAGAAUCUAAAACCAUCUAAAACAGGGUAUAAAUGUCUGAAAUAGUUUCACACAAAUGUAUGUAGUCCCGCAGCAUCCUUUAGUCUAGUGUGAACGUGUCUCACUUGUAGAGCCUGAUUUUAUACAGCUAUUAACCCGUUUACAGUUACAAGAAUUAGAAAACAUUAUAUAAUGAUAUCUGAUAAUUCUUUUCAGCAAAAUGAAUCAAAACGUUCUCACCAGUAACGUCCCUUGGCGGGGAGGGAACAAAUUUUUCGUUCCAUUUUAGCUCGUAAAGUUCCAGCUACUCUAGCCUGUGCCAGGCUCUCAGAUAGUAUAGUGGGGACGUAUUUACAACGAGCAAAGCGAAAAUAGGAAGCGCGCAUAUCCUGUCACUCCCAAGAAGAGGGCCGGGGUGAAAUUUGGGUUCCAAAACAUAAUAAAGGUAUAUAAAAAUCCAGGUAAAUUACUUUAAAUACAAUCAUUCACUAUUAAAAUUUUUCAACCCAUUUUUAUUAAUUUCGGCUCGUCUUAACUUGUUUUCUUCUGAAUCCAUUGCAUUAUAGAUUUUUUAAAAUAACAUUUUUAACAAUGAUUACACCCACAAGUUUCCGUUUCCUGUGUCGUGACACAAGGGAGUUUAGCCUUGCGUGAUGACACAGGAAAACGUCUCAUUGAUACCCAGGGUAGUAAAAGCCAAAUCAAGUCAGUCUUUCGACUAUGAUUUUGUUAUUUUAUCUUAUUAUUUUUUGUGACUUGAUAGUUCAUUUUGUAAAGUUCUUUUUAAGUCUUUUAAUAUACUUAGCGUGAUCUCGCAUUUCAUUUCGUGACUUAAGCCAAUGGUUGAUGAUACAAAGGACCAGGGAGAGUAAGAUUUUAAGGGGAAGUGGAUGUUUUGUUCGAUUCUCGUAUUUCAUGUUCGUGACAUGUUGUCAUCUCGCCUUAUUUCAGACAUUUAUACCUUGUUUUAGAUGGUUUUAGAUUGUUUGCGAGUGGUUGUAGAUGUUUUUGAGGUGGUUGUAGAUGGUUGUUGAAUUUUUUGCUGUGGUUGUAGGUGGUUUUAGGUGGUUGUAGAUGGUUUUAGGUGGUUUUAGGUCGUUCCAUGUUUUAGUAACUACGACCAAAGAAGCUCCUUUGAGUGUUCAAAGCCCGCGGAAGCAUCUUGAUCUGGGAUCGUCUGGCGAAAUUCAAGGUAAUCUUUGUUCACUUACGGAAACUCUUCCUUAUAAGCUAUCUAUUUGCUUUCGUUUUGCAGUUGCUUUAUGUUUUUUGGCUAGUCUUCGAAGAUGUUGACAUUACAAUGUAGUCAUUUGUUGUUUUGGUACAGAUCCUUUUUAUCCUGGAGUAACAUCUACUCCUUCCAAGUCUCGAGACGUGCCACUGCAGAAAACUCCCGUAGUUUUACAGAACAGCAGGUACUUUGAUUAUAUAAUUCACCAUGCAGUCACUUAUGUAUAUGAAUCCUAAUUCUGAGAAACUUGUCUUUGAUACCUUACAUUAGUUCUUUGCUUAUAAUACUACUCUGCUAGCCUUAUGGGUGAAUGGAAGACAUAGGCUAUUAAUCAGUUGCUGAUUUUGACACAGUCAUUUCUGUUUGCAAAUUAUUUGUCUGUCACGAAUUUUAUGAUCAUUAUGAUCAUCCUGUCACUGCUUGCAUCACUUUAACCAGUGAGUUUCAAGACAAGCAAAAGAUAAUCACUAAAUUCAUCUUUAUACACCGUAUUAGGUGAAUUUUGUGUGCUGUAAUACUGGAGAUACAUAUACAUAUACAUCACAUCAAUGGAAAAGAUGUUGUGCAACAUUUUGUGUUAUCCAGAUCUUUCAGCUGUUGGUUGUUGCUUCCUUUUCAGUUUUGAUGCAGACGUUGAUGUCACUGGCAGUGAAGUAACCACUGUUGGUGAUACGAGUUUCAUUGUAGAGGAAGGAGAGGUCACUAUUUUAGACAAUAAGGAUGAUCAAGACAGUGAUUCAUACAGCGACACAAGUAGGGACAGUGAUGAUCCAACAUUGUACGUUGCUGUUUGUUUUGUUUUUUCUUUUCAGAUAGAAUUAUUUCUUUGUGGCUCUGUUUAUGACCAUCAAAGUUGAUGUAAACUCUAGAACUUAUUUCAUUGUUGUCCCCAGGCUGAGAUCUAGAUUCAGCACUCUGGCAGAUUUUGAAGCAAGUCUAGAAAACAAAGACACAUAGUUUUCUCAAAGGUUCAGAAAAUUAUAAAGUGUAACACUUACUUGUGGUUACUGAAACAUGAUGACUAGUUUUACAUGCAUGUAAGCUAUCUCACUAGAUCUGUAGUGCUUGUCAAAACCUCUGGGGAUAGGAAUCUGUUUUCUGAUGUCUUUUAUAAGGCUAGUGAAUGUAAAUAUUCUUAUCUGUAAGAUGUACCUUUAAUACUUUGAUAUAAGUUUAUUUUUAGUUAUAUAUGUAUUUUCUUUUUCCAUCAUCCUUAGUGAUUUGAAUUAUCUCGGUGGUGCUCUACAGGAGUUUGAUGAGGACCUUGACGAUGACAGUGAAUUAUCGACAGACAGUGAAGAAGACAUGUUCUACAGGUCAGUGAAGUGCAGAAUUGAACUUGGUUAUGUACUUUGUCACUUGAGAACAAAAUUUUAGCAUUAUGGGUUACUGCUAGAACAAGCGCCUGGUGGUGGUUUCAUGAUAGAUAAAUUAUCAUGAUUAUUUUGUUUGUUAAAAGGUUUAAUGAGAAUAAAAAAGGCAAAGCAAAGGUAAUCAGCAACCAUAUUUUACUUCGAUACUUUGUGACAGUACACUCAUCUUACCCCCUUCUCUCCAUCAAUUUUCUGUUUUAAGGGUGUUUUAAGUUAGUCAAAGCUACUCAGAAAAGAGAAAAGGAGAAACUUGGAUGUUAUGUCACCAGGUAUCAAACUCGGGACCUUGCACACUGAAGGCCAUGUACUAGCCAACUGUGUCACCCUUGCUCCUUCUAUAAUAUUUGGUAAUAUUAAUUUUUUAUUGUUUUUAUUUUCUCAUGUCAUGUGGGGAAGAGGAAUCAAGAGAUGAAAUAAGUACCAUGGGUUCGUCUGGAGCAACUGAUAAGGACCAGUCAGCAUCGCCAUCGCCUCUUCAGUUAUCUGUAGCUACAUAAACAGAUUCUUCAAUAGCAGAAACACCUUCCUCGCCAGAAACGUCCACAGCCCUUCCCUCUUUACAACCAGACCCUUACGUGAAAAAUGCCC
This is a messenger RNA of Porites lobata, 3788 nucleotides long. NCBI's taxonomy places the organism in Eukaryota, Metazoa, Cnidaria, Anthozoa, Scleractinia, Poritidae. The record is from the annotation of a GenBank genome assembly.